This is a messenger RNA of Stegodyphus dumicola, 1689 nucleotides long. RefSeq lists its product as uncharacterized. The record is from RefSeq and is a predicted model, not a curated record. Lineage: Eukaryota; Metazoa; Arthropoda; Arachnida; Araneae; Eresidae.
AACAUUAGUUCCUGCCGCCGGAACGUGUUUCUAUCCUUUAUCUUGCUGUUCUUCUGAAACCAUUAACUGUAUUAUGAUCAGCUGCAUCCGUUCAAAAGACGACAGAUUAGACGGUGCAAGCGGACAGGCUGAUGUCAAAGAAUUUCUUUUUGUGACUGCAAGCUGCAAGUCUUUCUUAACUCUGCUUUAAUGAAACAUUUGUUUUAGUUGACUGAAAUAUUCUGAAUACUGUUCCCUGAGAAAACUGAGCUUCUUAAUUCACGGAUUCCUCUUUGUUGCCGUACAAAGGUUGAAAAAAAAAAUGGCAUUUCUACAUCUGUCUUCACUUUUCAUCGCUGCAUGGAUUCUUUGCUUAAUAGUGGCGGCAUCUGGUGACCAAAUUCCAAAUGAAAUCAUAAAUUCUCAUGCAUUAUUUAGCGAAAGCAUACCAAAACAGUUAAAGGCAAUGCACAGACAAUCGAAGACCCUCAGCUUUGUUGACGUUAUUAUGUAUGGACUGGCCGGCAUUCCAGUCUAUAAAGCUGUUGGUUUCUUACUGCCAUUUUUGAAAGCUAAAAGACCUCAAGUUAAAGACGACCCGGGUCGAGUCUUAAAUCGUCAUCAUCGAGGUAAACGAGAUUUGGCAUACGCUCAGCAGCUGUUGAAUCUUUUAAUAUCUGUUGAAGUUGCUUUGGAAAAAUACGGAAUUACUGAGCCUCAAUGUCAACUAAGAGCAACUUGUGAGAUCCACAGAAAAAGUGCGAAUGAAAUUAGCUCAGGACUUUUUGAGAGAAAUUUCAUUAAGCUUGUUGGAGAGAUGCGACGAGAAAUCCAAAAUCCAAGGGUGGUUCCACUAGCCAAGUACGUGUUUGAAUAUUAUGAAGAAGCUGCAAUUCGGGGAGAGCAGCAAUGCAACUGCGGAGAAAUGUACCCCAGGUGCUUGUACUCUCUGGACUAUUUCAUGAAGCGAACGAAGGGAAAAAGAACGCAGGGGCAAAGCACGAAAUGGAAAACCUACUGAUAUAAAAACGGGCUUUUAUAACCCAACGCAAAACUGGACGUUUUUAACUUUAUUUCAUAUCAUCUGUCUAUCGUCGAACACAUUUUUAAGAAGUUCGUGUCUACACGACAGCUUAAUUUAAAUUUUCUAAAACUCUCUCAAGUUAGGAGCAAUUUUCACGUAGGAUGCACGUAAUGAACACCACGUAUAUAAGUAAAUGAUCAAAAGCGAAUUUUGACUUAGGUAAGAAAAAUUGCCUUUAGAAUUAUAUUGACUAUAUUCUUAAUAUUCAAAUAUUAAUCCUUUCUCCACUUAGCUUUCCCGUUAUCUGUUUGAAUUUAGUGAAUGAAUCUGUUUGAAUAUAGUCGUAUUUAUUUCAUUUAAGGGCUUAUAAGCAUUUAGGAAAUAUUUUGUUCCAAAACUGGAACACUUUCAAUUAUAUAACGUUGUGGCGCUCAUGUUAUUUUAAUUCAGUUAAUGUAUUUCGGAAGUAAAUUAACCAAAAUUCUUUCCCUCGAAAUUGCUUCGAUGCAGACAGGCGCAUUUGCCAAAUUUUUUAGAAUUCAAAAGGAUUUUGCGAUCUGAUAUCAGGGUUAUGUUCCCUAAAUAUGCCAUUUUUGUGUGUUGUUGUGUUUAUUUAUUUAUUAACUUAUUCUUAUUUUACAUGGUUUUUUUUAUUGUAAAUAAAUAUUUUUACUAAUUUUAAUGAA